AUGACGACGAUCGUGACUAGCUCCGAACCGACGGAGGUGGUGUCCUCGGUGGACGUGACGACCCUGUUGAACGCCAUCUCGACCGAGGACAGCCAGUUCGCGAACAGCAGUUACAGCAACGAGCAAAAGUGGUCUGUACCUGCUACGAUCGCGAAAGGUUGCCUCCUUGGCUCCAUCAUCGUGACAGCUGUGUUCGGUAAUCUGCUGGUGAUGGUGUCUGUGAUGCGUCAUCGGAAGCUACGUAUAAUAACCAACUACUUCGUGGUCUCGUUGGCAUUGGCCGAUAUGUUGGUCGCGAUGUUCGCGAUGACGUUCAACGCGAGCGUACAGAUGACCGGUAAAUGGUUGUUCGGUUACUUCAUGUGCGACGUCUGGAACUCGUUGGACGUCUACUUCAGCACCAGCUCCAUUCUUCAUCUGAUGUGCAUCUCGGUGGAUCGUUACUGGGCGAUCGUGAAGCCGCUCAAGUAUCCUAUCAUCAUGACCAAAAGGGUGGCCGCUUACAUGUUGCUCGCCUGUUGGAUCAUGCCAGCGUUCAUCUCGUUCAUGCCGAUAUUCAUGGGCUGGUAUACCACAGUUGAGAACAGCAUGCACAGGCGUAAGCAUCCGGAGCUCUGCGAGUUCAAGGUGAACAAGGUGUACGCGAUAUUCUCGUCGAGUAUCUCGUUCUGGAUACCGUGCACCAUCAUGACGCUCACAUACUUCGCCGUGUUCAAAGAGGCGAACAGACAGGAGAAGCAGAUGCACAGCCGGAUGGGGAACGUGAUGUUGCUCAGCCACAGGCCGAGCAAGGAUCUGAAUAAUUUGAACGGGGAGCUGAACAGCGCGGGCUCCUCGAAAACGUUGACAUUGAACGAGAUCAGCACGGAUCAUCUGCACACUCCUACGAAGGAUAAGAAUAUCAUGAAGAUGAAAAGAGAGCACAAGGCUGCCAGGACGUUAGGCAUCAUCAUGGGUACCUUCAUAAUAUGCUGGUUACCGUUCUUCUUGUGGUACGUUAUCACGACACUGUGCGGCGAUACCUGCCCUUGCCCGGACAUCGUGAUCGCAAUCCUCUUCUGGAUUGGGUACACGAACUCGGCGCUGAACCCGCUGAUCUACGCGUACUUCAACCGCGACUUCCGAGAAGCGUUCAAGAAUACGCUGCAGUGCGCGUUCUGUUCGCUCUGCAGACGAGAGCCGUCCGAUCUCGAGGCGCUCGACUUCCGUCGGCCGUCCCUAAGGUACGACGACCGCACUAAGAGCAUAUACUCGGAGACGUACAUAAAGCACAUCGACCGACGAAGAUCGAGCGAGCUCGGGAGCAGCCUCUGAGAGGAGUCCAACUUUCUACCGUGAACCACAUCCGCAGAAAGAAACAAAAAUGAAAAGACACACACAUACACACACACACAAUACGUACACCCACCUAAUUAUACAUCCGUAGCGUCGCCUACA
Habropoda laboriosa is the source of this 1437-nucleotide messenger RNA. RefSeq names its product octopamine receptor beta-2R-like. Gene Ontology annotation, cellular component: membrane. Lineage: Eukaryota; Metazoa; Arthropoda; Insecta; Hymenoptera; Apidae. Gene Ontology annotation, biological process: adenylate cyclase-activating adrenergic receptor signaling pathway. The transcript is spliced from 3 exons. The record is from RefSeq and is a predicted model, not a curated record. Gene Ontology annotation, molecular function: octopamine receptor activity. Bases 1 to 1314 code for a protein of 437 amino acids.